Anopheles moucheti is the source of this 1061-nucleotide messenger RNA. RefSeq names its product splicing factor 3A subunit 2 (gene Sf3a2). NCBI's taxonomy places the organism in Eukaryota, Metazoa, Arthropoda, Insecta, Diptera, Culicidae. Gene Ontology annotation, molecular function: nucleic acid binding; zinc ion binding. The record is from RefSeq and is a predicted model, not a curated record. Bases 78 to 848 code for a protein of 256 amino acids. Gene Ontology annotation, cellular component: U2-type prespliceosome; catalytic step 2 spliceosome; nucleus. Gene Ontology annotation, biological process: spliceosomal complex assembly. The transcript is spliced from 2 exons.
UUCCUUCAAAACGGACGCGCUGGUUGUUGGCGAAGAGUUUCUAUAAACAUCUCUAUUAAUAUAACGUGCUCAGCGCCAUGGAUUUCCAAAACCGUGCCGGUGGCAAAACCGGUGGCGGAGGUAUGGCUUCCUGGUCCGAGAGCAACCGGGACCGGCGGGAACGAUUGCGGCAGCUAGCGCUGGAAACAAUCGAUCUAAACAAGGAUCCCUACUUCAUGAAAAACCAUCUCGGCUCGUACGAAUGUAAGCUUUGCCUUACGCUGCACAACAACGAGGGCAGCUAUCUGUCCCACACGCAGGGCAAAAAACAUCAGGCCAAUCUGGCACGUCGUGCGGCGAAAGAGGCAAAGGAAGCACCGUGGGUAAUACAGCCGGAAAAACCACGCAUUGAACCGAAAAAGUUCGUCAAAAUCGGUCGUCCCGGUUAUCGGGUAACGAAGCAGCGCGAUCCGGAGAAUGGUCAGCAGUCGUUACUGUUCCAAAUCGAUUACCCGGAAAUUACGGACGGUAUUGUACCGCGGCAUCGGUUCAUGUCCGCGUACGAACAAAAGAUCGAACCACCGGACCGUAAGUGGCAGUACCUUCUGUUUGCAGCCGAACCGUACGAAACGAUCGCGUUCAAGGUGCCGUCACGCGAGGUGGAGAAAACCGAGGGAAAGUUCUGGACCCACUGGAACAAAAACACCAAACAGUUUUUCCUACAGUUUUCAUUCAAGCUGGAACCGAAGAUUAUUCCGCCACCGCCCCCGAAUGUGCACCGGAUGCCACAUCCUGGUCGUCCGAUGUUUAAUCCGGUUCCACCACCACCGAUGGGUGUCGUGCCCGUGCCGGCGCCACCACAUAUGUGAACAAGCAAACGGGGAAAGAACGUAAAUGAAUAGUUGACCUACGUCAGCAUAUGCUAUGGACUAAUAAAUAACCAUAACCGACAGUAAUCGUAUGUAUACGUAUGCAUGUACACAUGAUGACUGCUGAUAUUUUGCUGCUGAGUAUAGGAAAUAUUGUGAGUAGACCCUUUUCGAUACUGUUCUGUGUGUUACUAAUCCGCUAAAUCAUCUAAA